This is a messenger RNA of Colletotrichum siamense, 1746 nucleotides long. RefSeq lists its product as uncharacterized. Bases 1 to 1746 code for a protein of 581 amino acids. Gene Ontology annotation, molecular function: DNA-binding transcription factor activity. The record is from RefSeq and is a predicted model, not a curated record. Lineage: Eukaryota; Fungi; Ascomycota; Sordariomycetes; Glomerellales; Glomerellaceae. Gene Ontology annotation, biological process: regulation of DNA-templated transcription. The transcript is spliced from 4 exons.
AUGGAAACUGAUUCCAACAACGGUUCAAGGGGCCAGGACGGGCCCCGCUCGCGGAAACGAGCAGCAGCCUCUCAGGGCAAGUCGGAGUCAGCGGCCGAGAAAAAGCGUACGCAGAACAGGAUCUCUCAGCAAUGUGCGAGAGAGAAGCAGUCUGCAUACAUCCGCCAGAUGGAAUCUUUGGUCGCAGCGUUGAAGACUCCAAAUGAAGAUGCUACGGAACAAACGAAGUACGAUGAACUGGUCAAGGCCCACCUCAAGCUCGCGGAGGAAAAGCAGCAAGUGGAAGACGCGUUAUUUCGCCUUCGUCAAAAGCUCCUGAGCGUUGGAAACCUUGCCACGGCAGCCGCUGAUGAUCCUAUAUUCGCAACGCUAAGCAAGUCAUCCUUGGAGUCAACUAGCGAGAAAGAAGCUCCUGUGUUAGAGAGGAGUGAAGAAGAGCGUUCGUCAACGAUCGUGGUUCCGCCAAGGGGGCUGGGUCCUGCCCCCGCGGCCGAUGUUGCCGAUCUUUCUGCGUCUAAUCUCGGGGCUCCGGAUGCGAGCUCGGGAGGAGCCGCUAUGGGGCUGCAGUCAGCUCCAGAACAUGCAGACACCAGCUACGUGUCCCAGUCAUUGCAUGAUACCCGCAGUAUCUUGCAAUCACCUUCCGCUUUCUUGCCGGCGGAUCUGACAAUGAUGCCAAGCCUGACCACUUCCAUGCCCAGCUGGGGCUCUCCUUGUGCCUCGCCGAACCUACGUUUCCCUUUCGGACUGUUUGAUUCAAAUGCGAUGCCAACCAUGAUGUCCCUACCUUCCGACAUGAUGUCCUUCCAGCACCCCCAGCCCUCGGGUGACGAGAUGACAGCUAUCAUCAACAACUCAAGCCUAUUCGCCGACCAAGUCAAACUGGCCGCAAACCAUGUCAUGUCCAAAUCAGUCAGCACAUCUCAGGAUCAGAUCGGCCAUCCCCUCGUCAUGGCCAACCAAGCACACUUGGUGAGCAAGCUUGCUUCAAUUGCUGUUGAAGUCAUAGGCGCUCUUGCAGGCCUGGAACCAUACAUCUACGGCGUUUACUUCUCCAAGUACAUGGAAUCCGUCAUGCGCUGGCGAAUCUCAAACUCCGUCGAAGACAGACUGCAAAUUCCCGUGCCUUUCCGACCCACGCCACUCCAAUCCGCCACGCCCUUCCACCCAGUGGUCAUCGACUUCAUCAACUGGCCAUCUAUCCGCGAUCAGAUGAUCCUGUACUCAUCCAAACUUGACCUUGACGCCAUGAGCAGGGACAUUGUCUUGAACACCGUCGUUGAGUUGCCUAGGAAGCGCGUAUCUGUCAACAUUCACGAUGUGUUUUUCAACCACAUCCUUCCUCGUGUCGGCGGUGGUCGGGCCGAUGGCAGCAAUUCUAUGUUGCAUAAUCGUGAAUGGAUAUACUUGAAAGUGCCCGUCAAUUCGGCCGGCGGCAUGACGUACACCGGCUUUGCCCUGGUCCAAGAAGCUCUCGCAGCUGAAAUGGACUGCAGGAUGGGACAAACCCAAUCUCCUAGAUCGACUAGAACGCAUCUCAGGCCAUCUGAUGAGGGUUUUGCCAGCAGAAGCGCCCCGUAUGGUCCAGAAAUGAUGGUCGCGGAUGCCUUAGCAGCCUUCGGAAUUGACCAGCCUUCCAACUGGAAGCUUAGCAAAGACUUUGCCAGAAAAUACCCACAUAUCGAUUGCUCGCUUGAGCAGAUGUUUCUCAGUAUGAGAUGGUUUCCUCCUCCUCAAUUUCAUUAG